CACUGGCGUUUUUGUGUCGUUUACCCCUACUUAUUUGGAAGAACUGUACCUUACUUAAAUAUAUCAUUCUGUCGAAUUCUUCUUCUUCUAUUUUUAUUUUCAUUUUUUUUUACUUUGACUAGAAGUUUAUUAGAUUUAUGAAAGGUUGAUGAUGAUGUUGGUUGGCAAGUAAACGGUCCUUACGAUCGUUUUACCUGUUUCUGGUUUGUAUCUCAGGCUGACUUGAAAAAACUCGCAUGUGGUUUUGGUAGUAAUAGCCCUAUCCUUUUGCAUAAAUGUUUAUUCCUUUCCUCCAAACAGAAUUGGUUUUCUGGACGUGAAAAUUGUAACAGGUCUACCUGAGACUUUUCAUGUUGUAGGAUCACAUUGGGAAUUCGGACGUGAAAAUUUUAAUUGGUUUUUCUAGUUUAUACCAUUUUGCAUUGCCACUUGUUACUGCUGUAUUCAUGGGAAAGUACUUCCAUUGAAUCAGGCUUAUAUGGACAGGUGAAGUUGCCUUAAAAUGUUGACAAGUAAAAACAAUCUGUUUUCACGAUUGGAUACAACAUGUGGAUCUCUUCUCUAUGAAUUACAGUUAAUAUGGGAUGAGGUUGGGGUAUCUGAUGCUGAAAGGGAACGAAUCUUGCUUGAAAUCGAACAAGAAUGCUCGGAAGUCUUCAGAAAGAAAGUCGACCACGCAAACAGGUCUCGAGCUCAGCUAAGGCAGGCAAUUGCUGAUACUGAAGCGGAGCUUGCUACUAUUUGCUCUGCAAUGGGAGAGAGACCAGUGCACAUUAGGCAGUCUGAUCAAAGCUCUGAAAGCUUGAAAGCUGAACUCAGAGCCAUCCUUCCACAGAUAGAGGAAAUGAGGAAGAGAAGAACCGAAAGGAAGAAUCAAUUUAUCGAAGUCCUAGAAAAUAUUCAGAGUAUUAAGAAUGAAAUUAAUAGGUCAGACGGGUUUAAUUUAUCUGACUCAGCAAUCAAUGAAACUGAUCUUUCUAUGAAGAAGCUUGAAGAAUUGCACAGAGAGUUGCAGGGACUACAGAAAGAAAAGAGUGAACGUUUGAAGCUAGUACAGGAUGGCCUGAACUCUUUGUACUCACUGUGUGUUGUGCUUGGUUUCGAUUCCAAGAAAAUGGCCAGUGAGAUUCAUCCGAGUUUAGGUGAAACUGAAGGUUCAAAAAGUAUUAGUAACAGCACGAUAGAUCAACUGGGGACUGUUAUACGAAAACAAAGAGAGCUGAAAUUACAACGAAUGCAAAUGUUACAAGAUCUUGCGGCUUCGUUAUUAGAGCUUUGGAACUUGAUGGACACUCCAACUGAAGAACAGCAGAUAUUUCAGAAAGUUACUCGUAAGCUAGCUGCUUCAGAAGAUGAGAUAACAGAGCCCGACAUGCUUUCUCUUGGUUAUAUUAACUAUGUCAAGGCAGAAGUUUCUCGAUUGGAAGAUUUGAAAGCAAGCAAAAUGAAGGAACUUGUUUUGAGAAAGAAGGCGGAGCUCGAAGUUAUUUGUAGGAAGACACAUCUUAUUCCAGAUACCGAUAGAGUGGAAAUAUCUAUAGAUGCUAUCGAAUCUGGAGCUACUGAUGCCGCUUAUGUACUCGAACAAAUUGAACUGCAAAUAGCUAGAGUUAAAGAGGAGGCUCUCAGCAGGAAAGAGAUCCUCGAAAAGGUUGAAAAGUGGAAAUCUGCAUGUGAAGAGGAGAGCUGGCUCGAGGAGUAUAAUAGGGAUAAUAAUCGCUAUAAUGCUGGGAGAGGUACUCAUCUUACACUAAAACGUGCUGAAAAGGCUCGUGCAUUGGUCAAUAAACUUCCUGCAAUGGCGGAUACGUUAGCUUCAAAAAUCAUUGCUUGGCAAAACGAGAAUGGAAUAAAGUUUACAUAUGAUGGCGGUUUUCUUCUUUCUAUGCUUGAAGAGUAUAAGGUUCUAAGGCAAGAAAAGGAACUCGAGCGAAAAAGGCAGAGGGACCAGAGAAAACUUCAAGGACAAUUACUAGCAGGGCAGGAAACUCUUCACGGCUCAAAGUCUAGUCCAAUGAAGAACAAGAACGGCUCACAGCACGCCGGCAGGCACGCAGGAGAAUCACCCUCAUCGGAAUAUCCUCCAUCAUCCUCAUAGCCGUGGUGGUUGCCGCCGUGGUCGGAGGACUCUCCCACGCCGCGGGCAAAAAAUCCGAAGGCGGCAAUAACUACCAAACCCCAUCAUCCUCCAUAAAA
Messenger RNA from Erythranthe guttata (spotted monkey flower), 2196 nucleotides. NCBI's taxonomy places the organism in Eukaryota, Viridiplantae, Streptophyta, Magnoliopsida, Lamiales, Phrymaceae. The record is from RefSeq and is a predicted model, not a curated record.